This is a messenger RNA of Parnassius apollo (apollo), 267 nucleotides long. Lineage: Eukaryota; Metazoa; Arthropoda; Insecta; Lepidoptera; Papilionidae. The record is from the annotation of a GenBank genome assembly.
AUGGGGUAUAAAUUGGCGGCGAAAACAUAUUUUGUGCCACAAAAUACCCUCGAAAGGAAAGUUAAAGAAUCUCGUACAACCCUAGAAGAUUCUGCUGCUCCUACAACUUUGGUGAAAGUUCCUUUAGGCCCAAAAAAGCGAACAUUUUCUGGUGACGAAGUGAAAGAACUUUGCAAUUAUAAAAUGGAUAUGGAGAGUAAUCUUUAUGGACUUACAACAAAAGAUUUAACGGCUCUGGCAUAUACUCUUACAGUAAAAAAUGGGUAG